CAAUGUCCUCGCUGAUUUGCCCCGCCAUACUUGAUCUCUUCAUUUCCCCAUCAGCCUUUCCUCUAUCAGUGGCGUCACUUCUACCCACCACCCUAAUAAAUUAAUCAAUUAAUUAACUAAUCACUUUAUAAUAUAUUGAUAUUCUUCAUGGGGAGAACAAAUGAGUCCAAUCGAGUCAUUGGUCAUAGUCAACUGCAGCAAAUAAAUUUGCAUUCCCAAAGAAGCUGAAAAUGGCUGAAAGCUCAUCUAACAAUGGCGGAACUGAUCAGGUACUGGUGGAGAACACAGGCAGUGUUAGAAUAUUCAUAUUAAAUAGGCCUAAGCUGUUGAAUGCUCUUUCUGCUCAAAUGAUAUCUCGGCUGUUGGAACUUUUCCAUGCCAGCGAAGGAGAUUCAAAUGUGAAGAUGAUAGUAUUGAAGGGAAAUGGAAGAGCUUUCUGUGCUGGUGGUGAUGCUGCAGCUGUUUUUCACAAUAUUCGCCAGGGUAACUGGAAAUGGGGUGCUGAUUUUAUCCGUGAACAAUACACCCUUGACUAUGUGGUGGCAACGUAUAGUAAACCCCAGGUUUCCAUCCUAAAUGGAAUUGUCAUGGGAGGUGGACUUGGUCUUUCUGUACAUGGUAGAUUUCGAGUUGCAACAGAGAAGACGGUUUGUGCUAUGCCUGAAACAGCUUUGGGACUCUUUCCUGAUGUAGGUGCCUCUUACUUUUAUCCAAGGCUUCCAGGAUUCUUCGGGGAAUAUGCUGGUCUUACUGGUGCCAGGUUGGAUGGUGCUGAAAUGCUUGCUUGUGGUCUAGCAACUCAUUUUGUACCCUCUGAGAGGUUGCCAUUUUUAGGACAAGCACUAGCUGAAGUCAAUACGAGUGAUCCAGAUGUUAUUUCUGCCAUCAUUAAUCGCUUCUCUGAUGUACCAAAGUUGAAAGCAGGAAGUCCUUAUCACAAGAUGAAGAUUAUUGAUCGCUGCUUCUCUCGAAGAACAAUCGAAGAAAUCAUAUCUUCUCUUGAAACUGAGGCUUUGAACAAUAAGGAUGACUGGAUCUGUUCGACCAUCCAAUCCCUGAAGAAAGCAUCCCCGACAAGUCUUAAAAUUUCAUUGAGAUCAAUAAGAGAGGGGAGGCUGCAAGGCAUUGGUAGUUGCCUUAUUCGAGAGUAUAGGAUGUCUUGUCAUGUGUUCAGAGGAGAAUUUAGCAAGGAUUUUUUCGAGGGAUGCAGAGCCAUAGUCAUCGACAAGGAUAGAAAUCCUAAGUGGGAGCCCUCCAGACUGGAACUAAUUAGAGAUGAUGACGUUGACCGUUACUUCUCCAAGAUGGAUGAUGAAGAUUGGGAAGACCUAAAGUUGCCUGAAAGAUCAAAUUUGCCUCCAUAUGCAAUUGCCAAGCUUUAAAAUUGACCUCUGAAGAUCUUGCAAUACUCUACAGCAUGUUAUCCUCUGUUCACUACAUUAUGAAUGCCCAAUAAUCAUUUGAACUGUCUUGUUUUUAUGUACACUGGAUAAACGCACAUCACUCAGUUGAAUGAAAUGUCAGAAAUCAAGCCUAAGGAAAGAUA
Capsicum annuum is the source of this 1546-nucleotide messenger RNA. Its product is annotated as 3-hydroxyisobutyryl-CoA hydrolase 1. Gene Ontology annotation, biological process: L-valine catabolic process. Bases 231 to 1382 code for a protein of 383 amino acids. The record is from RefSeq and is a predicted model, not a curated record. Lineage: Eukaryota; Viridiplantae; Streptophyta; Magnoliopsida; Solanales; Solanaceae. The transcript is spliced from 14 exons. Gene Ontology annotation, molecular function: 3-hydroxyisobutyryl-CoA hydrolase activity.